AUGACAUGUGAUUUAGAUGUGAAAUUAUGCAACUCUUUCCUGGUAGUGGUCUACAGCCUGCUGUUCCUGGUGAGUAUCAUGGUGGGCUUUAGCCUCAACAGCUUCACCUUGUGGUUUCACUGCCGUGGAGUUCAUGGCCAAGUGUCCAAGAGCUGGAUGAUCUACCUGAAACAUCUGACAGCGGCUGAUUUACUGCUCUGUGUCACCAUCCCUCUGCGCAUUAUUCACUAUGUCAGAAGCUCAUUCACCAUUCACCUGUUCUACUGCAGCAUUGGAGCCCCGCUCCUGUUCCUCAAUAUGGCUGCUAGCAUCCUGUUCAUGAGCUAUAUAGCAGCUAACAGAUACUUGAAGAUACUUUAUUCCCCGGGAAGUCACAUCCUGAUGAGCGCCAAAGCCAGCCGCAUCAUCUCAACAACCACCUGGGUUGUUCUCCUGGCCAUAACAACACCUUACGCCAUCAUGAUGCUGGUCAACGAGAAACAUCAUGAUGAUGAACACACUAUGUGUGACCAUCUGAUCAGUGAACCUGUCAAACCACUGCACACAGCGAUUCAUGCUUUUACUUUCAUCGUCUUCCUGUCAGGACUCAUCUCUCUGGUGUUUUUCUACUACAGCACCUCCCGCAGGGUGCUGCAGAUAGAGAAGGCCCAACUGGCCUCCCCCAACUCCAAGAAGCUUACGAGGUCUCGCAGGAACAUGUUGGUGUUGGUCAGUGUGUUCUGCUUUUGCUUUGUUCCUUAUCACUUUGUUCGACUUCCAUACAUCAUACUUGAGAAAAACUGUUGGGUAGAGUUGUACUACAUCAAGGAGUUUGCCGUUUUACUAUCAGUUUGUAACAUCUGUCUGGAUCCGCUUAUUUACGUCUUUCUUUGUAAGGAGUUCAGGGCUCAGCUUAACCUGAAAAAAAUAUUCCGUACAAAACGGAAGAGAAACACGUCCAGUUUGGAGGCAAGUAGCAGUGGAGAUCAGCUGAAUGUCGUCAACACCAUGUCAGAGCUCCAGGGUCAAAGAGAGCAAUAAGACUGGCACUGGUCAGAGUGUCUCACUGUUCAUUUACAAAUGGCAUGUGCUACAUGUAUGUAUGUUGGUGUG
This is a messenger RNA of Poeciliopsis prolifica (blackstripe livebearer), 1092 nucleotides long. Its product is annotated as G-protein coupled receptor 87-like. Gene Ontology annotation, biological process: G protein-coupled receptor signaling pathway. The coding region runs from base 1 to 1020 and encodes 339 amino acids. The transcript is spliced from 3 exons. The record is from RefSeq and is a predicted model, not a curated record. Lineage: Eukaryota; Metazoa; Chordata; Actinopteri; Cyprinodontiformes; Poeciliidae. Gene Ontology annotation, cellular component: membrane. Gene Ontology annotation, molecular function: G protein-coupled purinergic nucleotide receptor activity.